AUGGAUACCUGGAGCAAUGGGAAGAUGGCAGCCCGUUUCCUCACCCUGUACAAGGUGGAAAUCCCAUACUUGCUCAGGGAACUCAAAGUGAGAGAGGAGGAAUCUCGAUGUUCACUUAUGCAGCUUCUGAAGACUAAGAGGGAAGCCCGACUGAUGCAAAAGACUCUGGCAGAGAAAGAUGAGACCUUCAGGGAGAAGAUGAAAGUCAUCACUGACCGAUGGAGGGCCCUGCACGCCAAGAGGGUUCAGCUGAAAGACCACGUGAAGAAGUCUGGGAGAAUUAUACAGGAAAAUGAAGAGGUACGAAUCCUAGCUCUGAAGAUAGACAGCAAAGAGAGAGAGGAGAAUAUGCAAAAGGACAGUGAGCUUUUGAGGGCUAAGAUGAAAUUGGAAGACCUCAGAAAAGAGCACUGGAAACUCUGCAAAAAAGUACAGAAGUAUUCUGUCUUCAAGAAAUACCUGGAGGACGUGGUGAAGGUCUCACAGUUUGAGGACAUCCCAGAAGUCGCUUCACGGUACAAGUUGCUGGUGAGAACACACAAAGACCUUCUGCAGUCACAACAGGGGCACAAGGAACUGACUGAGCAAGACAAGCUGCUCCUGGAACAGUACAGGGCAGAGAAAGAAGCUGAGAUGCUUCAGUACAAAAGGGAGCUGGUGCAGCUCAAACAACGUUUUGACCAGGCUCAGAGAGACAUCCUCCUCUGGGAGGCUCGCUGGGCUGACAUCCAGAACAGGACUUCCAGGAAAACCAGGAAGUUUUGGACCAUCAAGCUGGCCAUCCAUGACCUUUUCCAGUCCACCAACAUGCGGCUGAAUGCUGAGUGUAAUGUGUCAGCGGAUGACAGCCUCAAACAGCUGGACAUGAUAAAGCAGUUUAUCCAGCACCUCGAAGACAUCCAUCUCUAUGGGGGACAAGAAGAAGCACCAGUGAGCAGCUACACUGAUGAAGCCAAAGGAAACCUGACUUGCCCUGACAAAGAAGGUUCAGUAGGUUGGGAAGGGAAAGAGGAGAACCCUAGAGAUACUGUAGACUAA
Molecule: messenger RNA, 1038 nt
Organism: Myiozetetes cayanensis
Lineage: Eukaryota; Metazoa; Chordata; Aves; Passeriformes; Tyrannidae
Product: coiled-coil domain-containing protein 42-like
Exons: 7
Coding region: 1-1038 (345 amino acids)
Biological process (GO): spermatid development
Source: RefSeq, a predicted model, not a curated record